AUGAACGCGACGUGGGGACUUAUCAAAAGAGCAGGAAGAGCAACGCUAAGUAAGAGGCUCCACCUGUAUAACUCACUGGCAAAUUCAGGAGCACUCUAUGGUGUUGAAGUGUGGGGUUGGCCCUUCAAUGAGGACUACAAUAGGUUGUAUGCAAGAGCACACAAAAUGGCGCUUGGUGUAGCCAAAAAUACACCAGAGUAUAUCUGGAGAUUGGAAGCUGGGGUAGAGAGCAGCCUGUUCAUGACAAGAAAGAGAGCCAGCAGAUACUUAGUGGACAUUCUGAGGAUGGAGGAUAGCAGGUGGCCUAAGCUAUGUCUUAGAGAAGAAGUAAGAAAUAUAAUGAAUGGUAAACCGUCCAAGUGGGGUAAAGCAGUAGUACAAACGCUAGAGUUGAUGGAAUGUGAGGACGUACUGGAGCUCAUCUGGAGAAAACAUGACCCAGACGAGGUGCAGCAAAGGCUAGACGAAGGUUUUGAAGUACUACGAGUUCUAGAAGAGAAGAAGACCAGAGAAAUGGUGUUUAAAUCAACUUACUGCCCACUCUACAAGUUCAUAAAGACCACAGAAAACUGCGAGGACUACUGGAAGGAUAAAACUGGUGAAAGCUGGACGAAAGAAGUGUGGGCCAGACUAAGAUGUGGCAGUGUUGAACGUUGCUUCAAGAAAGGAUUCAAAGACUGGACCUGUCGUAUCUGUAAUAGUCAGCAGGAAACACUUGCUCAUCUGUUAACGUGCAGAGAAGCCAGAAACUUAUGCAGUGAAAAAACAGUGCAAGUAAUCCAGUCUUUGACAGAAAAUAAAUAUGAGGCAGAUCUGGAUUUCUUAGUCAAAGAACUUUUGAGAGGUCCUCCAGUACGAGAAGUAUGCAGUCUGAUCGCAGCAAUCGAGAGAGCCGGAAAAAGAGAUGAGUAA
Cotesia congregata is the source of this 912-nucleotide messenger RNA. The record is from the annotation of a GenBank genome assembly. Lineage: Eukaryota; Metazoa; Arthropoda; Insecta; Hymenoptera; Braconidae.